AUGCCCAGGAACAGGGCGUUUUCGGAGCCCGAGUGCUCGGCCGAGUACUCCGCCGACUACUCGGUGAGCCUGCCGUCGGACCCCGAGCACGGCGUGGGUCGGACCCACGAGGUGACGGUGCGCAGCUCGGGCCCCUGCCUCUGCCUCCCUCGCUUCAUGCGCCUCACCUUCGCUCCCGAGUCCCUGGAGAACCUCUACCAGACCUAUUUCCGCCGCCAACGCCACGAGACCCUCCUGGUGCUGGUGGUCUUCGCCGCCCUCUUCGACUGCUACGUCCUCGUCAUGUGCGCCGUGGUCUACGCCGCCGACAAGCUGGCCCCGGCGCUGGCGGCGGCGGCCGGGCUGGCCGCCCACAUGCUGCUCUUCGUCCUCUGCAAGUACAAGCUUCUCCCCGAGCGGGUGGCCCGCCGGUUCCUGCCCUACAUCCUCUGGGUCCUCAUCUUGGCUCAGCUCUUCUGCUACCUGGGUCUCAACUUUUCCCGCUCGCCCGAGGCCAGCGACACGGUGGGCUGGCAGGCUUUCUUCGUCUUCUCCUUCUUCAUCACUCUGCCGCUCCGCUUGGCGCCCAUCGUGCUCAUCACCGCCGUCUCCUGCGGCAUUCACACGCUGGUGCUCGGUGUCACCGUCGCCCAGCAGCGGCAGGACGCCCUGGACGAGGGUGCGCUGCUGAGACAGAUCCUCUCCAACGUUGCCAUCUACCUUUGCGCCAUCACGGUGGGCACCAUGUCCUACUACAUGGCCGACCGCAAGCACCGCAAAGCCUUCCUCGAAGCGCGCCAGUCCCUCGAGGUCAAGCUCAACCUGGAGGAGCAGAGCCAGCAGCAGGAGCGGCUGAUGCUCUCCAUCCUGCCCAAGCACGUGGCCGACGAGAUGCUGAAGGACAUGAAGAAGGACCCGAGCCAGAAGGAGAUGCAGCAGUUCAACACCAUGUACAUGUACCGCCACGAGAACGUCAGCAUCCUCUUUGCAGACAUCGUGGGCUUCACCCAGCUCUCCUCGUCCUGCAGCGCCCAGGAGCUGGUGAAGCUCCUCAACGAGCUCUUCGCCCGCUUCGACAAGCUGGCAGCCAAAUACCACCAGCUGCGCAUCAAGAUCCUGGGCGACUGCUACUACUGCAUCUGCGGGCUGCCCGAGUACCGGGAGGACCACGCCGUCUGCUCCAUCAUGAUGGGGCUGGCCAUGGUGGAGGCCAUUUCCUAUGUGCGGGAGAAGACCAAGACGGCGGUGGACAUGCGGGUGGGGGUGCACAGCGGGACGGUGCUGGGGGGUGUGCUGGGCCAGAAGCGCUGGCAGUACGACGUGUGGUCCACCGACGUCACCGUGGCCAACAAGAUGGAGGCGGGGGGCAUCCCUGGGCGGGUGCACAUCUCGCAGAGCACCAUGGAUUGCCUGAAAGGUGAGUUCGAGGUGGAGCCGGGUGAAGGUGGCUCACGCUGCGAGUACCUGAAGGAGAAGGGCAUCGUCACCUACCUCGUCGUGGUCCCCAAGCAGCCCCUGCGCAACGGCAUCAAUGGGGUGGUGAGUGGCAGGGGCAGUGCUGCGCUGUCGCUGACCUCGUCCCAUGGUGGUUCCCCACCGUUGGUCAAUACCAAGGAGCGCAACGGCAGCCUCAGCCUGGCCUGCGCCAGCCCCGAGGAGCCCGAGGAACCCGAUGGCAGGGCAGUGAACCCCUCCUUCCCCAACCCUCGGCGGCGGCUGCGGCUGCGGGACCUGGCCGAGCGGGUGAUCGAUGCCUCGCAGAACGAGCAGGAGCUCAACAAGCUGCUCAACGAAGCCUUGCUGGAGCGCGAGUCUGUCCAGGCGCUGAAGGGGAAGAGCACCUUCCGGCUCUCCAUGCGCUUCAUCGACCCCGAGAUGGAGACACGCUACUCGGUGGAAAAGGAGAAGCAGAGCGGGGCCGCCUUCAGCUGCUCCUGCGUUGUCCUCUUCUUCACCGCCUUGGUGGAGGUCUUCAUCGACCCCUGGUUGGUGGCCAACUAUGUGACCUUCGUGGUGGGGGAGAUCCUGCUGCUCAUCCUCACCCUCUGCUCGUUGGCUGCCAUCUUCCCCCGGGUCUUCCCCAAAAAGCUCGUGGCCUUCUCCACCUGGAUUGACAGGACCCGGUGGGCACGCAACACCUGGGCCAUGGCCGCCAUCAUCAUCGUCACCAUGGCCGACAUCGUGGACAUGCUCAGCUGCUGGCAGGACCACAGCGGGACGCGCAACGGGACAGCGGGACCACCGUGGCCGGGCGGCUGCGGGGAGCAGCCCAAGUACUACAGCUACAUCGCCCUCCUGGCCUUGGUGGCCACCAUCAUGCUGGUGCAGGUCAGCCACAUGGUCAAGCUGACCCUCAUGGUGCUGAUCACCGGAGCCACCGGCGCUGUCAACAUCUAUGCCUGGGAGCACAUCUUUGACCAGUAUGACCGUCGCCGUGGCCAGCAAGCACGUAAGGAGUGGCAAGGGGGUGGGCACGGGCUGGGGGGGGCACGGCUGUCCUCGCUGGUCCCCUCCAAGUAUUCCAUGACGGCGAUGAUCUUCAUCGUGAUGCUCAGCUUCUACUAUUUCUCUCGCCACGUGGAGAAGCUGGCCAGGACCCUCUUCCUCUGGAAGAUCGAUGUCCAUGACCAGAAGGAGCGGGUCUAUGAGAUGCGGCGCUGGAACGAGGCCCUCGUCACCAACAUGCUGCCCGAGCACGUGGCCCGGCACUUCCUGGGCUCCAAGAAGCGGGACGAGGAGCUGUACAGCCAGUCCUAUGACGAGAUCGGCGUCAUGUUCGCCUCCCUCCCCAACUUUGCCGACUUCUACACGGAGGAGAGCAUCAACAACGGGGGCAUUGAGUGCCUGCGGUUCCUCAACGAGAUCAUCUCCGACUUCGAUGCGCUCCUGGACGAACCCCAGUUCCGGUGCAUCACCAAAAUCAAAACCAUCGGCAGCACCUACAUGGCCGCUUCUGGAGUGACCCCCGAUGCCAACGCCAACGGCUACAGCACCAAGAAGGAGACCCUCUCGGAUAAGGAACGCUGGCAGCACUUGGCCGACCUGGCUGACUUUGCCUUAGCCAUGAAGGUGACGCUGAUGAACAUCAACUACCAGUCCUUCAACAACUUCAUGCUCCGCAUAGGCAUGAACAAGGGGGCCGUGCUGGCGGGCGUCAUUGGCGCCCGCAAGCCGCACUAUGACAUCUGGGGCAACACGGUGAACGUGGCCAGCAGGAUGGAGUCCACCGGCGUCAUGGGGAACAUACAGGUGGUGGAGGAGACCCACCUCAUCCUGAAGGAGUACGGCUUCCGCUUCGUGCGCCGGGGAGCCAUCUACGUCAAGGGCAAAGGGGAGCUGCUCACCUUCUUCCUCAAGGGCCGGGAGAAGCAGGGCUCCUUCGUCAACGGCUCCUCCGUCACCCUGCCCCAUCAGGUGGUGGACAGCUCGUGA
Messenger RNA from Gavia stellata (red-throated loon), 3411 nucleotides. RefSeq names its product adenylate cyclase 3 (gene ADCY3). Gene Ontology annotation, molecular function: adenylate cyclase activity. Gene Ontology annotation, cellular component: plasma membrane. Gene Ontology annotation, biological process: intracellular signal transduction; cAMP biosynthetic process; adenylate cyclase-activating G protein-coupled receptor signaling pathway. The record is from RefSeq and is a predicted model, not a curated record. NCBI's taxonomy places the organism in Eukaryota, Metazoa, Chordata, Aves, Gaviiformes, Gaviidae.